AGUCUUUUGUUCCCUCCUGGCUUCUGUACAGAUGUUUGUUGUUAUCAGCUGACUCUCCGUUAGUUUGUUAAAUGGAGCUAACAUGCUAACGGCUCUUUAACACUGACCAUGAAUCUGAGCCGGUCCACACCGGGACACCGAUAACGCAUACCCACGGAGGUGACCCUUCCCCCGACAAACUAUCUGCCUAGUUAGUACACUUUGCCCAGAAUCAGUAGGUCGGUCGGUUAUCUGUGUGACUUUUGUCCUCUUUUAUCCGCCCGUGGUUCAAAGUUGUCCACAUGCUAGCUAGUUAGCCGGUUAGCUAAUUAGCUGUGUUAAAGCGGCGGCGCUCGUACUGAAGCUAGCUGGGAAACUAACCGGACCGGGAUGUACCAUGGCAUCGGUUCGGGUGGCUGUCCGGGUCAGACCCAUGAACAGACGGGAGAAAGAUUUGACCGCAAAAUGUAUCAUCAAGAUGGAAGGGACCAAAACCAGCAUCACCAACAUGAAGAUACCUGAUGGCGUUUCUGGUGAUUCAGUGAGAGAGCGGAUAAAGACGUUCACAUACGACUUCUCCUACGACUCGACAGACUGUAAGAGUUCCAGCUUUGUGUCUCAGGAAAAGGUUUUCAGAGACCUGGGCUCCGACGUGCUGAAGGCAGCGUUCGAGGGCUACAACGCCUGCGUGUUCGCCUACGGUCAGACCGGCUCGGGGAAGUCCUACACCAUGAUGGGAAAUCCAGGAGAUGCCGGUCUGAUCCCGAGGAUCUGUGAAGGUUUGUUCAGUCGAAUCAGUGACACGACUCGAUGGGACGCAGCUUCCUUUCGGACUGAAGUCAGUUAUUUGGAAAUCUACAACGAGAGAGUGAGGGACCUGCUGAGAAGGAAAUCCACUCAGACCUACAACCUGAGAGUCCGAGAGCAUCCCAAAGACGGGCCCUACGUCGAAGAUCUGUCCAAACACCUGGUGCAGAACUACAGUGACGUGGAAGAGCUGAUGGAGGCCGGAAACAUCAACCGCACCACGGCCAGCACUGGCAUGAACGACGUCAGCAGCCGCUCACACGCCAUCUUCACCAUCAACUUCACCCAGGCUAAGUUUGAUGCAGAGAUGCCCAGUGAGACGGUCAGUAAAAUCCACUUGGUGGAUCUGGCUGGCAGCGAGCGAGCCGAUGCCACCGGAGCCACUGGUGUACGACUGAAAGAGGGAGGAAACAUUAACAAGUCGCUGGUCACCCUCGGCAAUGUCAUCUCCGCUCUGGCCGACAUGACCCAGGACGGCGUCAACACCAACCUGAAGAAGAAGUCGGUGUUCGUCCCCUACAGAGACUCGGUGUUGACGUGGCUCCUGAAGGACAGUCUGGGCGGAAACUCCAAGACCAUCAUGAUCGCCACCAUUUCACCUGCCGAUGUUAACUAUGGUGAGACGCUCAGCACUCUGAGAUAUGCCAACCGAGCAAAGAACAUCAUCAACAAACCCACCAUCAACGAGGACGCCAAUGUCAGGCUGAUCAGAGAACUACGGGCUGAAAUCGCUCGGCUCAAAGCUCUGCUGGUUCAGGGAAACCAGAUCGCUCUUCUGGACUCACCCACUGCUCUCAGCAUGGAGGAGAAACUGCACCAAAACGAAGCCAGAGUUCUGGAGCUGACGAAAGAAUGGACCAACAAAUGGAAUGAGACUCAGAACAUCCUGAAGGAGGAGACUCUUGCUCUUAGGAAAGAGGGCAUAGGUGUGGUGCUGGACUCGGAGCUGCCUCACCUCAUCGGCAUUGACGACGACCUCCUGAGCACCGGCAUCAUCCUCUACCACCUGAAGGAGGGACGGACAUACGUGGGCCGAGAGGACGCGUCCACGGAGCAGGACAUCAUUCUGCAUGGUUUGGACCUAGAGAGCGAACACUGUAUGUUUGAGAACCAGAACGGAACUGUGACCCUGGUGCCACUCGGUGGAGCCCAGUGUUCAGUUAAUGGGGUCCAGGUGACGGAGCCUUCGCAGCUGAACCAGGGUGCUGUGAUUCUGCUUGGCCGGACCAACAUGUUCCGUUUCAACCAUCCGAAGGAGGCAGCCAAGCUGAGGGAGAAACGGAAGAGUGGGCUCCUCUCCACCUUCAGCCUCUCCAUGACCGAUCUGUCCAAAUCGUGUGAAAACCUCUCCACCAUCAUGCUCUACAACCCAGGUCUCUUCACUGAGAAGGGCCCCGUCUUCCUCAGGUUGGAAUUCGAAAGACAACAGCGAGAGGAGCUAGAGAAACUGGAGCUGAAAAGGAGGCUCAUUAAAGAAAUGGAGGCGAAGCAGCAAAGUGAGAAGGCAGAGCUGGAGCGCCUCCAGCAGGAGGUGGAGAGUCAGCGCAAAGAGUCUGAGGAGGUGCAGCAGCGUAUCUUACGGCAGGAGGAGAGCCUCCGCCACCGCAGCCAGGACAUCGAGAGCCGCCUGAGGGACUUCCUGGCCGAGAAGGAGCGCUUCGAGGAGGAGCGGCGCUGUGAGAUCCAGGGGCUGGACCUGCAGGAGCGGCAGAGUUGGAGACAGCAGCAGGAAGGAGGAGCAGGGGGGGAGGGGGAGGAGCAGCGACGGAAGCAAGAGGCCAUGGAGAAGACAGAGAUUUUCAGGGAACUGGAGAGGCUGAAGAGGGAGCGGGAGGAGCAGAAAGUUCGGCUGGAGACGGAGCGGCGACGGCUGGAGGAACAGGAGCGGGAGCAGCUGAGCCUGGUGGGGAGGCUGGAGGAGCAGCUGAGGGAGAAACACGAGACCGCCACCACCUUGCUGACCCGGGAGGACAGCCGUCGGCUGGAGGAGGAGCGCCGGGUGCUGGCCGAAAUCAGGGAAGACCUCUUGCGUGCCAAAGAAGCUGGAGAGAGGCCUGACGGUGAGGGAGCAGGCGAGGAUGCCAGGUCUGCCCAGGCCCGCUACACUGACUUCAAGGAGGCCCAGGUGAAAGAGCUGGACCAGUUGGAGGAGGGACUCCACCAACAGAGGGAGCGUCUGGAGAAGGAGGUGGCCUCUGAGCAGGCGACACUGCUGCUUCUCACCCACAGCCUCAAAGAACGCCAGCAGCAGCUAAAGGAGGCGCAGGAGAAGGGAGCGCAGGACGCCACAGCGGUCAUUCAGGAGGAGCAGCUGCUCCGACAGGCUGAGCACCGGCUGCAGGUGAAGGAGCGCCAGCUUAACAGUCUGUCCGACACACUCCUCCCAGCGCUGGCCGAGGAGAAGCAGAGGGCGGUGGAGGUCCUGGAGAGGAGCAACGGGAACUGUGACGGUCCACCAGGACUGGACAACACCCUGUACCAGGUGGAGAAGGAGCUGGAGGACAAGGAGGAGAAGCUGAACCUCCACUGGCUCAGCGCUCAGCAGCUCCAGCAGCUGCAGGAGACCUAUGAGUUCACCGCCAACGUGGCCCGACAGGAGGAGAAGGUGCGGAGGAAGGAGAAGGAGAUCCUGGAGUCCAAGGACAAGCAGCAGAGGGAGGCCAUGGAGCAGGCGGUGGCCCGGCUGGAGAGGAGGCACUCAGCCCUGAGACGCAGCGCCUCCAUGGAGCCUGAUGGCGAGGAGCAGAGGGCCAAGAGCUCAGCUUCCAGGAACCAGAGGACCGGGACCGAGGUGGAGCAGCAGAGAGUGGAGCGUGAGAUCCAGAAGCUGCGUCAGAGGAUCAGCGAAGGCGAAGACAACUGGACUCACUCUGUCAACAGUGAUGAGAAGCCAGGUCACUGCAGCUCUCCUGUCAGCCACAUCCAGAGUCUGAACACACUGCUGCCGCUAUCCGACGACAGGAUAAACGCGUACAUCGAAGAGGAAGUCCAGCGACGCCUGCAGAAGCUCAACCUCCUCAAUGGCAGCAGCAGGAGCAGCAGUAUGGAUCUGUCUGUUUCCUUUGAAUCGCUCAAGGAGGACGAGGAGGUUAGCGACUCUAGCUCUGUUAGAUUAACAGAAGAGGAUGAUGAAAAGCUGCAAAACCUAAACCCACGGAGGCUUAAAUAUGAGAGAGCCUGUGAGUCCUGGCUGAGCUUCCUGGAAACCCCGAACGUUGAGGCUAAAUCUCCUCCUAAUGUCCAAGAAAUCAUGUCAGCAGAAUCCCAAACUGGUCUUGUAAAGAUUAUUGACAAAUCCAGUGCUAAAGAAGAUGGAGCGCCUCACAAAGACAGUGAUGAAACUAAAUGGGAAAGAGAAGUGAAUGCCAACCAUUGUGACCAAAACUAUGGUGAAGUUGAUCAUUGUGAGGCCAGAAAUGAAAAGACUGGCUUGUUGAACAGUUUUGAUGACAAUAAGAAUCUAACUGAUGAAAGAAGAAGCAUUUCUGCUCCUGAUCAUGAUAAUAAGAAGAUGAACGUUAAUGAGGAAGAGUUGAAGGACAGUAUCCAACAGCAAACAUUCAUCCCUAAUGUAAUUGUGGAGCCUGGACCUUCAAAUGAAAGCCCAAAGUUAAACAUCUCUAAAAAUAGUCCAGAAAAACAAGGGACAGAUGUGGAAACUGGGAAAGUGGAGUCCAACCGAAGCUACAUUUUGGGCUACUUUGCUGGGAAGCUGUCCGACGCUUACAGAGAUGCUGGUAGAAGGUUACAGGGUACACGGGACAUUAUUCGUAAUGUCCAAGUAGGUGAAAUGAAGGUUGUUCUUUCUCAGUAUGUAACCAUGAUGUCGAAAGAGUUCCCUCUGAUUUCUCAAUUGCGGCUAACGCCAAAACCGGAGACUUGCAUCCUUCCAGAAAACAAAGUAAGUUUGGUGAAUCUUCAAAGGAAGUGCGCUCUUGUUCCACAUCAGAUUUGUGGGAAAUCUGAGAUCCCUGGUGUCUCAGGAUGGCCCGAGGGCUCAGUGUCCUCUGUCAAAAGCACAAGUCCUCAAGUGUUUCAGCAGAAGUUGGUGCAUCUGCCGGCGGCUUUGUCCCAGUUACUGUCACUUUCAACUCAGCAGAUGCUAGAAAGGAUCGAAUCUCUGGCUCCUCAAAUGCAACUCGGCAAACUUCUUGGCAUCUUCUGGCUGAAAACAGCCCACAGCAAACAGCCAAUCCCCAAACCUGAAUGCUUGGUUUUGUCAGAAAAGAUUAUAGCAUUGGUGUCAAGUGAAAGACAUGACACUUUAGUUAUUUGUCACCAUUUUGGUCUCAUGGAGGUCAAGACAGUCCAGAUUGGUUUGGCAGGGCAGCAUGUCCGGCUAUUGGGCCACGCUGAAGACUUGGUCUUAGCGGUGUUCACCCAUAGCGCUGAGCUAACCCAGGAGUUCAGCAAGGCUUUACUGAAAGCAUGUUCUCCUGGAAACUUCUCAAAUUGUCACCCUUUACUCUCUGGUGACCUCAUGACCCUCUCGUUGGACUGGGGGUUGAGUGUCGCUGACCUUGUGCUGGACAGCGGUGUUCACGUCACCUCCAGAUUUAAUCGGGUCCUCGCAGACCUGUUGUACAUCGUCCACGGGAACAUGGAAGGUCCAGGCAAACCUUCUUUGGCUGAUAUUGUUCCUCUGCUCUACACCAGUGUGAAGCUCCAGAACUCAACUCGUGUGCGUCAGGAUGCCAUCUUCCACUUCCUGCUAACAGACACUCACAUAGCUCUUCUCCAGGAGGACGGGGUGUUCCAUCCAGUGCCUCGGGGCUCCACCCUAGUCCCUGCCCACCCCCAGUUUCAGGGACUCAAACUCCGCAGACGCUCAGACAUCAAAUGUUUGUUCGUGAAGCAGGUCGAUGGCUGCCUGGUGGUCGACGUUAUGUUCACAGCUCAAAAACCACAAACCAAUGAAAACAUGGAGCAGCAGCGGCGGUUUUCCACCGGGGCAGAACUGCUGGCCGAGGACAGACGCCAAUGUGAUUCCUGGAAGUUAUGUUUCGGAUGUACUUCAGACGCAGUGACUGUGAUCAAUCACCUGUGUGUCUGAGUUACAAAGAAUAGUCGUACAUUUAACGAGUCUUCAUACUCAUCUGUGCUCAAAAAUGUCCUGACAUUUAUGGAGUGAAUUUCCUCCAAAACCAAACAAAACUAAACAUGUUUUACAAAUGUUCUGCACAAAGAAACACAACUUUGGUUUGAAAUAAAUGUUUCUAAAAUAUAAAAUGCAUUAAACAUCAUGAUGUUUUGUUCACAAAUGAGCAUCCUAUAAACUACUUUUGAAUUCUCUAAAUGUCUCUGAACUGUUGCAUCGGCAAUUUGCUGUGCAUUUGUUCGACUACAAACCAGACU
This is a messenger RNA of Sphaeramia orbicularis (orbiculate cardinalfish), 6141 nucleotides long. RefSeq names its product kinesin family member 16Ba (gene kif16ba). NCBI's taxonomy places the organism in Eukaryota, Metazoa, Chordata, Actinopteri, Kurtiformes, Apogonidae. The record is from RefSeq and is a predicted model, not a curated record. Gene Ontology annotation, biological process: microtubule-based movement. Gene Ontology annotation, molecular function: microtubule binding; phosphatidylinositol binding; microtubule motor activity. The transcript has 26 exons. Bases 377 to 5839 code for a protein of 1820 amino acids.